Messenger RNA from Fukomys damarensis (Damara mole-rat), 1056 nucleotides. RefSeq names its product cyclin-G2. Lineage: Eukaryota; Metazoa; Chordata; Mammalia; Rodentia; Bathyergidae. The record is from RefSeq and is a predicted model, not a curated record. Gene Ontology annotation, molecular function: cyclin-dependent protein serine/threonine kinase regulator activity. Gene Ontology annotation, biological process: regulation of cyclin-dependent protein serine/threonine kinase activity; mitotic cell cycle phase transition. Gene Ontology annotation, cellular component: cyclin-dependent protein kinase holoenzyme complex; cytoplasm; nucleus.
AUGAAGGAUUGGGGGCCCGAGUACUUGUCAGGUCGUGAAGGAGUCCAGCUUCUCGGAUUGUUGAGCUUCUACCUAGAACAAGAACAGAGAUUCCAACCUCAAGAAAAGGGGCUGAGCUUGAUUGAGGCUACCCCAGAGAAUGAUAACACUUUGUGUUCAAGAUUGAGAAAUGCCAAAGUAGAAGAUUUGAGGAGUUUAACUAACUUUUUUGGAUCUUGCACUGAAACUUUUGUCCUGGCUGUCAAUAUUUUGGACAGAUUUCUGGCUCUUAUGAAGGUGAAACCUGAACAUUUAUCCUGCAUUAGAGUCUGUUGUUUUUUGCUGGCUGCUAGAAUAGUUGAAGAAGAAUACAAUAUUCCAUCCAUUCAUGAUGUGAUCCGGAUUAGUCAGUGUAAAUGUACUGCUUCUGACAUAAAACGGAUGGAAAAAAUAAUUUCAGAAACAUUGCACUAUGAAUUGGAAGCUACUACUGCCUUAAACUUUUUGCACUUAUACCAUACUAUUGUGUUUUGUCAUAAUUCAGAAAGGAAAGAGAUAUUGAGCCUUGAUAAACUAGAAGCUCAGCUGAAAGCUUGCAACUGCCGACUUGUCUUUUCAAAAGCAAAGCCAUCUGUUUUAGCUUUGUGCCUUCUUAAUUUGGAAGUGGAAACUUUAAAAUCCAUUGAGUUCCUGGAAAUUCUCUUGUUUGUUAAAAAACGUUCCACGAUUAAUGUCACCGAGUUCUUUUAUUGGAAGGAGUUAGUUUCUAAAUGCCUAGCUGAAUAUUCUUCACCAGAGUGUUGCAAACCAGAUCUUAAGAAGUUGGUUUGGAUUGUUUCAAGGUGCACCGCCCAGAACCUCCACAGCAGUUACUACAGUGUUCCGGAGCUGCCAACUCUCCCUGAUGGGGGCUGUUUUGAUGGAAGCGAAAGUGAGGACUCUUGUGAAGAUAUGAGUUGUGGAGAAGAGAGCCUCGGCAGCUCUCCUCCCAGUGAUCAAGAGUGCUCCUUCUUUUUCGACUUCAAAGUGGCACAGACGCUGUGCUUUCCGUCUUAAAGCUCUGAUUGUUUCGUGUCA